CUUCUGCACGUCCGAGUCGUGAACUCCUCUGAACCUUCCCGAUAUGCGGAGGGGUCAUGUGAUAAGGUAACGCACCAAAUAUGGAGCUUGAUUCUGUCGGCGUACGUCGGAGGCUGUCGGAAACUCUCGGAAAAAGUAAAAAAUUCCCAGAGAUCAGUGCGGUCCAUAAAAGUUUUAUCGACGCCCGGACGGACGCCAACAUGGCUCCAAAACGGAAAGCGAAAGAUGGAAAUUCGUCCUGCAAGAAGAAAACGACAAUCCUGUCAUUUCUCACCCGUGGUCGACCGGAAGAGAGUGCGACCAAUAACAACCAGAACCCUGACGAUCAAUCCAGAACUCGAGAGCUUCAAGACAAGGUAUGCAUCUAUUUACAAAGAUUGUUUUGGUAUAUCUCUGCGCCAGCUGUUUUUUAUAUCAAAUUUAUGUUUGUAUUUUGUCAUUUCUUACUCUGUUUUUUUACGGUUAAGUUUAAAUGCGAGUGUGAUGGCUGAUGGCGUACACAGCGUUCCGUCAGGGUUACACAAAAUUACAGCGGCGCUCUCAUAGUGAUACUAGUGAUAUAUAAUUUGCUGGACUAAUAUAAAAUAUUGUUGAUUCAUCAUCUUGUAUCAACAAAUAUUUUACAUCGUGCAGUCCCCGGCGGAGGAGAGUCCGGCUGUCACAUAUUUGUUUGGGACGGAAAUACUCAACCGAACCAAACGAACAGUUUGCUGAGAAAAAAAAAAACUAUACAAACUGCUGCAUGGUUUUGUUACGGCGUGGGGACGAUGUGGACACUCACUUUAUUCAGGAAUAAUUGGUUACAGACGCACGCACUGUCAGCGGCCGGGGAAUGAUGCCUCGGACUAUCCCGCCGGUCUGGAGCGAAUUAGCUAGGGAUGACCGUGGCAAGUCCGUGUGUGGUCAGAUCAAAACAUAAAUAAACAUCAUUUAUCUUAACGACUUAAUUUCUUGGGAUUAUAUAAUAGACUCCCUUAUCAACCAACCGGGCAAAUCAACAAGAAAUGCAAUUUGUAUCAUAACAGGUCUUGGAUGUGCCACUGACUUUGCCCACAACACCCGAGUCAGGAAGAGCGCAGCCUACAUCGUCUCAGAAAGAGCCGGGAAAAGCGCAGCCUACACAAUCCCAGGAAGAGCUGGGACAAGCGCAGCCUACAUCGUCUCAGAAAGAGCUGGGAAAAGCGCAGCCUACAUCGUCUCAGAAAGAGCCGGGAAAAGCGCAGCCUACAUCGUCUCAGAAAGAGCCGGGAAAAGCGCAGCCUACACCGUCCCAGGAAGAGCCGGGAAAAGCGCAGCCUACAUCGUCCGUGUCAUCUCCAAGUGUUUCAUCCCAGCCUGCUGCUUGUGACUGCAUAGGAUGUACCAUUACAGGCCCUGGUGCAUUUCAACCCAAAGAUCCCACAGUUCUUAGCGCAUUUCAGAACAAGGGAAGAAAGUUUCAGUCGGACUGGUACAAGGAUCGCAAGUGGAUCACCUUAUGCACAAAACAGCGAAAAGUGUUCUGUGCCCCCUGUCGCUAUGCCAAACAGCACAGGCUCACCUUUUCCACUAACCAAGAAUCUUCCUUUGUGACAGACGGGUUUGACAAUUACAAGAAAGGGAUUGAAAGGUUGGACAUUCACGCGGCUUCAGACCCACACACAGAAGCUGUGUUGAAGUGCUCUGCCAUUUCCGGACAAUCCAUUGAAGCUCAGCUCAACUCACAAAUGGCGGAAACACAGCGGCUCCAUCGGGAUGGCCUCCUGAAGCAACUGUCAGCCCUGAAGUUUUUGUUAAGACAAGGACUUGCCAUCCGAGGUCACCACGACAAGGAUGGCAACCUUUACCACCUUCUACAAACUUGGGCUGACGACAGUGAAGUUGUCCGUUCGUGGUUACAUCAAGGACGCUUUAUGUCGCAUGACCAUAUCAACGAACUGAUCAAUCUCAUGGGCAACGAUGUCUUGAGGUCGGUGCUGGCACGAAUAAAAGGCAGUAAUCCAGCGUAUUUUGCUAUCAUUGCGGACGAAGCUACAGAUGUCUCUUGCAAUGAACAGCUGAACAUCAGUGUCCGGUAUGUAGAUCAUGAUUACGAGGUUCAUGAGGACAGUCUUGGCCUCUACAAGCUCUCAUCUACAGACGCCGCCACCAUCACAGCAGCGAUCAAAGACACCCUUCUCCGGACAGGUCUUCCACUGAAACUGUGUCGCGGACAGGCGUACGACGGGGCAGCCAACAUGAAGGGCCAUCGCACUGGGGUCGCAACGCGAAUAAAAACAGAGGAGCCUGCCGCCGUCCCAGUCCAUUGCUGGGCCCACUCACUAAAUCUGUGUCUUCAAGAUACCUGUAGACAGAUCGUGGCCGUUCGGGACGCAAUGGAUCUUGCCAGAGAAAUUGACAAACUGAUCAAUUACUCGCCAAAGAGGAAGACCUUGUUCACACAAUUGGCCUCCGGAGCUGAUUCAUCAACUUCAAGUGGAACGAUCAAGCCCCUCUGUCCCACACGCUGGACUGUACGAACAGGAGCCCUUGAGAGUAUCCUCGCUAACUACAGCACUCUCAUGGACACUAUGCAGCAAGUCAACGAGACCACAAGGGACGAAUAUGGAUUGAAAGCUGGCGGUGUCCUCGCUGCGUUGGAAAAGUUCGGCACGCUCUUUUCUAUCCGCUUAGGCCAGCUUCUGUUCUUUGCGGCGGAGACGACGUCGACGACCUUGCAAAAGAAGGACUUGAGUGUACAAGAAGCCAUGGACAGUGUGGAGACACUUAAGAAGUACUAUCGGCGCCAGAGAACGGAAGAGUCGUUCGACGCAUUCUACGCAUCAACGGUGGAGAAGGCUCGAGAGCUGAACAUAGACGAGCCAGUGCUUCCACGGUACCGACGUCAGCCGAGGCGCCUGGACGAUGGAAGUGAUCCGCACAGACACGCCUGCCCAAAGGAUUUCCAUCGUCUGGUUUACUUCCAGGCAUGUGACCUCCUGAUAGGAGAACUUACAGAGAGGUUUAACCAGGAAUUCCUGAAGCCUGUCGUCGCCAUGGAGAAGCUCCUCCUGAAUGCGGCGAACGGAGACGACUUCACAGAGAAGAUGGAUGAAGUCACGUCGUCAGUCUUUGGGAACGACCUGGACCCCCCCAAGCUGAGACGCCACCUCUCCAUGCUCCCCGACAUAAUCGAGCAGGCACUUCCCGAGGUGAAGAAAGUCACAAGUAUACGAACCAUUUGUUCUGCAAUGACCACAGCCUCACAUCGAUCGACAUUCACACAAACCCACAAACUGCUCCGGCUCUACCUGACAGUACCCAUCACAUCCGCCACUUCUGAGAGAGCAUUCUCAUCAUUGAAGAGACUACUGACGUACCUACGCUCCACCAUGACAGAGCAGCGACUCAACAAUUGUAUGCUAAUGCACGUCCACAAGGACAUUGUGGAUGACAUGGACCUGUCAGACAUUGCGGCUGACUUUGCGUCGCUGAAUGGAGAUCGAAUGCGGCACUUUGGACAGUGGAAAAACAAGUGAACAAACAAGUAGACUAUUCAACUUGUAGAAACUUUACUUCUAUGUUGGAUGCACAUUUAAUAGUCUGAGUAUAGUACUAGCCUUCGGCGCUCUAUUUGUUGACAUGUACUGCAUGUAUUUUUCGUAUUAUUAGUAUAUAGCCAUUAUAAUGUAUAGGUGCGUAUAGAUUACUUAACGUCUAUUGUACAUUCACUGUAACGUGUGACUUAACUAACGACCUACCGACGCUGUGCAUGUCAGGACCAUGUUGGCACAUAGACCACGAUCUUGAAGUCUUGACCCAAUGUAUUUACCUACCGUGGUUGGCUCAUCGUUUAAGACAUGUAAUUGUGGCCUUUGGUGCUGCUUGAUAUCCUAGACCUGGUCCCUUAACAUAAUUUGUUGCUACUUAACAGUGUUAAAGUAAGAAUGUGAUGACUUGUAAAAGGCUACAAUGGCGAUUUUAUAUACCGAGGGAGCCCCUCGGCGUAAGUUACGAAGUUAUGAAGUUCCCACAUCGUUUUACUUAUGUCUAAUAAAGGUUAUUUGCAAGUUUGGAAACGGUGUUGUGAGUCGAUUAUUAUAUAGUCAAAUGUAGUUAGUAACACAAGAAUAAGUUAGUAGAAAGCUUUGUUAUUACAUAACGGAAAACACCAAAUGAAAAUCGAGCCGAGAACAUAAUUUUGAACGACGAAACUGUUAACAAACUGAAUGAAAACAGGUGCCUAACGAAUUGUAACCCACAUCACGAUUUUACAAGUCGAAUCUGAAAACGAAAACAAGAAAAUAGUUAAAACACUUGCAAAUACAUGUUUGUAAAUACUAUAGUAUAUAAUUCUUGCGAUCCCGUUGGUAAUGCGGCAUUUGCUCCGCCCCGCCCCCUCAAUGUCGCAUGGGUCAGUCUAUUUUCGCGACAGUCAUACACCCUUCUCCAGAAAACGUAAGAGUAAUAUACCUAAGUACACCAUCAAAAUUUGCUCCACAAAAUGCAGGAAACAGCGUUUCAGAGGGUCUAGAUUUGAAAAUUUUCCCGGGGGAGCAUGCCCCCGGACCCCCCUAGAAAGGUCGCGCCUUCGGCGCGACCCCUCGCGCCUUCGGCGCUCGAUUUGGUGAUAUUCACAAGCCAGAAGUUUCGCCCCCACAGUCAA
Branchiostoma floridae (Florida lancelet) is the source of this 4624-nucleotide messenger RNA. RefSeq names its product zinc finger MYM-type protein 1-like. Gene Ontology annotation, molecular function: protein dimerization activity. The coding region runs from base 1707 to 3497 and encodes 596 amino acids. The transcript has a single exon. The record is from RefSeq and is a predicted model, not a curated record. Lineage: Eukaryota; Metazoa; Chordata; Leptocardii; Amphioxiformes; Branchiostomatidae.